Molecule: messenger RNA, 2200 nt
Organism: Chaetomium strumarium
Lineage: Eukaryota; Fungi; Ascomycota; Sordariomycetes; Sordariales; Chaetomiaceae
Product: amino acid permease/ SLC12A domain-containing protein
Exons: 2
Coding region: 461-2098 (545 amino acids)
Biological process (GO): amino acid transmembrane transport
Cellular component (GO): membrane
Molecular function (GO): amino acid transmembrane transporter activity
Source: RefSeq, a predicted model, not a curated record
CCCCACAUAUGCCAAGGCCGGCGACGGUAUCAUCCAGCAUGUUUUCCCCUCAUCCGCUUCCCCGGACACGGGGCCGGUAGUGGCCGUCCCAUGUUCAAAUCCACGUGCCAAAAAGUCGCGUCAUGCCGUGUUUAUUAUCAUGUUUCUUGAGACCAUUCUGCUGUGUUGGUGGCUGACAAUCUUUCCUCAUUCCACCUCAGCUAUCUCGAUCAACCACCUCUUCGAGGCGCAAGUCAUCCGAGUUCCACAUACUAGUGUAAACAGACGGUCCGAUACGCCAUCGUGGAUCCCCUCUUAUCUCUUCCCCACCGCGUCGCAUCGUUCGCUCCAGGAUCGGCGACGUGGGGUCCUUAACAGGGCUUUCCAAAAGAUAAAACGAGAGGCUCUCCCGUACAGAUAUCAAUCCACCAUCAACCAAUUGCUGCCGACUAGAGGCGAGUAACCCGACGGCACCGACAAGAUGAAGGACGAGGGAGGCUACCUUGACAGCCCGAGUGCCGACGAGGCGCAGGCCGGCUCGCAGGUCGUCGUCGAUGGCAUCAUUGUCCUCGACCGCGCCGCGCAGCUCCAACGGGGUCUCAAAAGUCGGCACAUUCAGUUCAUGGCACUCGGUGGCGCCAUCGGAACAGGUCUUUUCGUCGGGUCUGGCGGGAUCCUGGCCAUGGUCGGCCCCGUACCAUUAUGGCUGGGAUAUCUCUCCAUGAUGCUUGUUGUGUGGAUCGUCAUGAACACCAUCGCCGAGAUGACGACAUAUUUACCGAUGAAAGGCAUCACAUUACCCUACUUCACCGAGCGCUACGUCGACAAGAGUCUGGCAUUCGCCCUGGGUUGGAAUUACUGGUACGCGUAUGCGAUCCUGGUCGCAGCCGAGGCGACUGCGGGUUCGAUCUUGCUCGAGUAUUGGGAUACGCCGGUCCCGACUGCUGUCUGGAUCACCAUCAUCCUGGUUGUCUGUCUCCUCCUCAACAUCAUUGCGGUGGAAGUCUUUGGUGAGGCCGAGUUCUGGUUCGCCAGCAUCAAGCUGAUCACAAUCGUCGGCUUGGUCAUCAUGGGUAUUGUCAUCAUGGCUGGCGGCGCCCCUCAAGGCGGUGCCAUCGGAUUCAAGUACUGGAACAAUCCCGGCGCAUUCAAGGAAUACGUUGGGACGGGAGCGACGGGGCGAUUUACCGCUUAUUGGACAGCGUUCGUCCGCGCCGGCUUCAGCUUCAUCACCUCGCCGGAACUCAUCGGUCUCGCGGCGGGCGAGACAGUCGCCCCCCGCCGCAACAUCCCCAAGGCCGCACGCCGCUUUCUUGCUCGUCUGGCCCUCUUCUACGGCGUCAGCAGCUUGAUCAUCGGCUGCCUCGUUCCUUACAACGACCCCCAGCUGCUUUCGCCCGAGUCUAAUGCCAACGCCAGCCCUUGGGUAAUCGGCAUCCAGCGGGCGGGCAUCGGCAGCCUCAACCACGUCAUCAACGCCGCCAUCCUGACCUCGGCAUGGUCGGCUGGUAACGCAUUCCUCUACUCAGGCUCCCGCAUUCUCUAUUCUAUGGCGGUAACGGGACAGGCGCCCAGCUUCCUCGCAAAGACGACGCCGCGGGGCGUGCCCUACGCCGCCGUGCUCGCAACCUGGGCUUUCGGCUUGUUGGCGUACCUAAACGUGUCCGAGAACGGAGCGAAGGUCUUCCUCUGGUUCUCGAACAUAUCGACGAUAUCGGGAUUCAUUGCCUGGAUCGUCGUGCUGAUCACGUACCUUCGCUUCCGUGCCGCCAUGACCUACAACGGCAUGAUGGACGCCCUGCCCUUCCGGACGAUUGCGCAGCCGUACGCGGCGUGGUUCACGCUGCUGAUUGUGUCCCUGCUGACACUCACGAACGGGUUCCAAGUGUUUUCGCCGAGCCGGUGGAACUACCAGGACUUUCUGGCUGCGUACAUCACCAUCCCGGCCUUCUUGUUGCUCUAUUUCGGCCACAAGCUGCGGUUCAGGACGCCCUUCGCCAAGAAGCUGCACGAGAUUGAUGUCCUGACCGGCAAGAAGGAGAUGGAUGAAUUCUGCGCCAACGACCACGAGCCUGUUCCCAAGAACAUUGUGCAAAAAGUCUGGUUUUGGAUCGCAUAGAGGAGUUGGGGGUGGGGCGGCGCUGUAUUCAGUAUGUAUGCAUGUGUUCAGCGAGUAUUUCGGCGGUGAUAUUCAAAAGGCUCGGUCAGUCUCGGUGUCGCA